AUGGCGAUGCCACCGUUACUGUAUACAUCGGUAGCGGCAAUGGAACAUUCCAAGGUCAAUACACAUAUACCACUGGGAAAGAGUCAAGUACAAUACACCACUGGGAACGCUCCAUGGUCUCUGGCAACAGCUGAUUUCAACGGUGAUCAUAUAAGUGCUUUAGCUGUAAGCAAUUUCGAUGAUAACACCGUCAGUAUAAUACUCGGUAAGGGCAACGGCACAUUUCAAAGUCGAGUACAAUAUACCACUGGGAAAGCACCAUAUUCCGUGAUAGCAGCUGAUUUCAGUCAUGAUAAGAGAACUGAUGUAGCUGUUACAAAUAGCCGGAAGAACAGCGUGACUAUAAUGCUCAGCAAUGGCAAUGGAAUAUUUCAGAGUCAAAUCACAUAUGGCACUGGGAAAACCCCUGUUUAUGUAACAACCGGUGAUUUCAGUGGUGAUAGCAGACCUGAUUUAGCGGUUGCAAAUGUCGAGAGUCACAGCGUUAGUAUAUUGCUCAGUUCCCGCAAUGGCAUAUUCGAAGAAGCAAUUCAACACAGUACUGAGCAGAAUCCACAUAGUGUGGCACCAGGUGAUUUCAAUAGUGAUAACAGAACUGAUUUAGAUGUGGCAAAUUCCUUUGGUAACACCGUCAGUAUACUGCUCGGGAACGGGAACGGAACAUUUGAGACGCAGAUCACAUAUGCAGCUGGGAAAUCUCCAUAUUGUGUGACAACAGGUGAUUUCAAUGGUGAUUAUAGAACUGAUUUAGCUGUUGCAAAUUUCGGUGAUGGCACCGUCGGCAUAUUGCUUUCCAAAGAGAGAAGAUGA
Didymodactylos carnosus is the source of this 810-nucleotide messenger RNA. The record is from the annotation of a GenBank genome assembly. Lineage: Eukaryota; Metazoa; Rotifera; Eurotatoria; Philodinida; Philodinidae.